This is a messenger RNA of Zingiber officinale, 1366 nucleotides long. RefSeq names its product histone deacetylase 2-like. The record is from RefSeq and is a predicted model, not a curated record. Gene Ontology annotation, molecular function: histone deacetylase activity. The transcript is spliced from 13 exons. The coding region runs from base 158 to 1237 and encodes 359 amino acids. Lineage: Eukaryota; Viridiplantae; Streptophyta; Magnoliopsida; Zingiberales; Zingiberaceae.
GUUGCAGCGGUGCUAUCCCAGUUCGUUGCGUCGUCUUCGAGUCGACUCGUGUCCUCGCCAGAUUCUUCUAAUCUUCUCCACUGUUUUGAUCGAAUAAGCUUCCCUUUUCCUUCUACCGUCGUCUCGCUGCUUUGAUUCGCGUUCCUCUGCGCCAGCGAUGCCGCCCACCUCGCUUUCUUCUCCCGGCGCUUCCGCCAGCUCAUCGACGGCCGCCGAGAGUCUGCGGAACAGCCGGAUCCUUGCCAGCAAGCUCUAUUUGGACGUGCCCGCCUCAAAGGUGCCACUCGUCUACUCGUCUUCCUACAACAUCGCGUUUUUUGGAAUCGAGAAACUGCAUCCGUUUGAUUCUUCUAAAUGGGGCCGGAUUUGCCAAUUCUUAAUUAAAGAAGGUUACUUAGUCAUGAAUAAAACUGUAGAACCACUAGAAGCUUCAGAAGAAGACCUAUUGGUGGUGCACUCAGAAACGUAUUUGAGCAGUCUAAAAAGUAGUUUGACUGUUGCCACUAUUACUGAGCUUGCCCCUGUUGCAAUGCUGCCUAACUGCAUCUUGCAGAAAAAGGUGCUUCACCCAUUUCGCAUGCAGGUGGGAGGUUCCAUUGUAGCAGCGAAACUUGCUAAAGAGCGAGGUUGGGCUAUCAAUAUUGGUGGUGGUUUCCAUCAUUGUUCAGCAGAAAAAGGAGGCGGCUUUUGUGCAUAUGCUGACAUUUCUCUUUGCAUUCACUUUGCCUUUGUUCGUUUGAAUAUUACUAGAGUGAUGAUUAUUGAUCUUGAUGCCCACCAAGGAAAUGGCCAUGAAAUAGACUUCUCAAAUGACAGAAGGGUCUAUAUUUUGGACAUGUACAAUGCUGGUAUUUAUCCAUUUGAUUUUGAGGCUAAGAGAUACAUUGAUCAUAAAGUUGAAUUAGUCAGUGGUACUAAAACAAAGGAAUAUCUGGAUAAGCUGGAUGAAGCUCUCGAGGUUGCAAGAAACAACUUCAAUCCUGAACUGGUGGUGUAUAAUGCUGGCACUGAUGUCCUAGAUGGUGAUCCUUUGGGCAGAUUGAAGGUUAGUCCCGAUGGCGUGAUGACUAGAGACGAGAAGGUUUUCAGGUUUGCUAGAGAAAGAAAUAUACCACUUCUCAUGCUCACUUCAGGUGGAUACAUGAAGUCGAGUGCCCGAGUGAUAGCAGAUUCAAUCAAAAACCUUGCCAAAAAAAACUUGAUAACUCUGGAUCAACAUCUUGUUAAAAAUUCUUGAGAUCCAAACGAAUAUGUGUAGAGUAUGCAAUCAUCAUCACAUAUGCAUGUAUAAAGUGAAAACAUUGUAUCACAUCUAUACAACUUUAGAAGUACUUUUCCUGCUAAAGAAAUCGGAAUUUUAAUGGUA